CUUUCAUUUUUGAUUGAGCGAGGUUACCUAGGCAGACCGGAACCUUAACAUCAUGUCAUGAGCAACGUUUCUCCACAUUCUCCAUAAAAAUCCGAGUUUUCCUUCAUUAAAAACACACCAUGCAACGAAUACGGUUUUCUUCUGAUGGCUCAACGGAUGACGACUCGAUGUCUACUCGGAUGGAUCAUCUACGAGUUGAAUUCAACGACGAGUCUCCAAUAGUCCGAGGAACUAACCUUAGGGUCGCUCAAGAUUUUAGUGAUUUAUUUAUGGAUGGACCGGACGAUUUCGCUCAAUAUGAUGACUUUCACACCAUUGACUGGGUUAGAGACAGACAAAGAGAUAGGACAAGGUUUCGUCGUAUGAAACGUUUGAAACACGGUAACCUAUGGGACCGUAUCAAACAGGCUAAUGAUGCUUGGGGAGGCUGGCUCGUUGUCUUUCUAGUUGGAUUGGCUGCUGGUUUGAGUGCAGGAGUAAUUGAUAUUGGAGCUAGCUGGAUGACAGACCUUAAACUAGGCAUUUGUCCAGAGAAUUUCUGGUUUAAUAAGGAAGCUUGUUGUUGGUCUGAUGACAAUACUUUCGAUGAUGCUGGAUGUCAACAGUGGAAGACAUGGGGUGAAGUGUUUACCGGCGCAGCUAGUGGUACUGGCGUGUACUUCCUAAAUUAUUUCAUUUAUGUAUUGAGUGCUUUAGGAUUUGCAUGUUUAGCUGUGGUACUUGUCAGAUGGAUUGCACCGUAUGCAUGUGGAAGUGGGAUCCCUGAGAUAAAGACCAUUCUCAGUGGGUUUAUCAUCCGUGGAUAUCUUGGUAAGAUAACCUUAAUGGUCAAGUCAAUGUCUAUGAUGUUAGCAGUAGCUGCUGGUCUCAGUCUUGGUAAAGAAGGACCACUUGUACAUGUUGCUUGCUGCUGUGGAAACUUCUUUUCUUAUGUGUUUGCAAAAUACCACCGGAAUGAAGCCAAGAAAAGGGAGGUUCUAUCUGCAGCUGCAGCAGCUGGUGUUUCAGUUGCAUUUGGAGCUCCUAUUGGUGGUGUUCUUUUCAGCCUGGAAGAGGUCAGUUAUUACUUUCCCAUGAAGACAUUAUGGAGAUCGUUCUUCUGUGCUAUGGUAGCAGCUUUUACACUUGGUUAUAUGAAUCCUUAUGGGACUGGCAGACUUGUAAUGUUUUAUGUUGAAUAUUCAACACCAUGGAAGCUUUUUGAGCUUGUACCAUUUAUCUUUCUUGGUGCACUUGGGGGUCUGAUUGGAGCAUUCUUUAUCAAAGCUAAUUUAUGGUGGUGCAAGAAGAGAAAGCAAUCUUCAUUUGGAAAUUUCUCUAUUGCAGAGGUAUUAUUAGUUACUGUUAUAACUGCCCUGCUUGCAUACCCAAAUCCAUACACAAGACAAAGCUCCAGUGUUCUUAUUCAGCAUUUGUUUAGACAAUGUGGACCUGAUGACAACACUGCCCUAUGUGAUUACAUCACCAAUAACAACACCAUCAAUGUGAAUGACCCACGAUAUCCAGGUGCAGAGGCAGAUAAUGGUGUAACCAAAGCUGUUUGGCAGUUACUUCUUGCUGCUUUGUUUAAGCUUUUUAUUACUGUCUUUACUUUUGGGAUCAAGGUGCCUGCAGGUCUCUUCAUUCCAAGUAUGGCAAUAGGUGCCUGUGUUGGUAGAGUUUUGGGUAUUGGAAUUGAACAAUUGGCCUUCUACAACCCAACGUGGUUGAUAUUUGCGUCAUCAUGUGGUAAAUCAAUCAAUACAUGUGUUACACCAGGAUUGUAUGCCAUGGUUGGUGCUGCAGCAGUUCUUGGUGGAGUUACAAAAAUGACUGUUUCACUAGUGGUUAUAAUGUUUGAAUUAACUGGUGGGUUGACAUAUAUCGUACCUUUAAUGGUUGCCGUCAUGGUCAGCAAGUGGGUUGGUGAUGCCUUCAUCAAAGAAGGGAUUUAUGACGGGCACAUUCGUUUGAAUGGCUAUCCAUUCUUAGAUAGUAAAGAUGAGUUUACACAUACAACGCUUGCAGCUGACUGUAUGAGACCAAGGAAACACGAUCCACCUCUUGAAUGCAUCACGCAGGAUGGCUCAACGGUUGGUGAACUCGAACAACUUUUGGACGAAUCAAAGUUCCGUGGUUUUCCUGUUGUAGUGGACCAAGAAUCACACAGUCUGAUCGGGUUUGUUCUUUCGAAAGAUUUGAGAAUAGCGUUAAAGCAUGCGCGUAUUAGAAAUGAAGAGGUAGUAUCAGCAUCACGUGUCUUCUUUACCGACCAUUCACCGAGGUACAACUCACCUGGACAAGCUGCAAAUUUAUCUCUUCGUCAUAUCUUAGAUGUGAGCCCAAUUCAAAUCACUGAUGCUACACCAAUGGAAACAGUUGUGGAAUUAUUUCGUAGAGUUGGACUCAGACAAACACUGAUUACUCACAAUGGGCGAUUACUUGGCAUCAUAACAAAGAAGGAUGUUCUUCGACACAUAGCUACAUUAGCUAAUCAAGACCCAGAAUCUAUUCUCUUUCACUGAGCCGACCUACUCAAGACCAUUGUUUUGUUCAUCGUAAUGUUAGACUGCGUACUACAUAUUUUAAUGAAUUUUAAAAUAGUUUACAUCCUUAAAACAAAUUACAGCUGCUUGUAGGCUUGCUUUUGCAUUGCCCGAACGAUAGUUAAUGGUUUGAUCAGUUUUCGCUCAUCACUGGUAGAAAACUAAUGAGUUCCCAUAGCUGUAUCAUAUUGCUGGAGUAUAUGUCAUAUAAUGCACACGACGUUCGUCGUACCUUGUCAGAAUAGAAGUACUUUUUGUGGUGUGCAUUUUAUGCAAACACUGCACACCUCUCAGUAACAUAAAGGUUAUCCCUUGACACGCGUUAUCUUUCAUUGAUCUUGAAAACGGGUUCAACACAACAUAAGGUCAGGAAAAACUCCAGGGAACAAAACGUUAUGACCAGGAAUUAAAACCACUCGUAAAGCACAUGACUUAUUAGUCUCUUUUAAAAGCUUUUUGAGUAUAUGAAAAAUGCAAAAUAUUUUACAGAACUACAGUAUACUAACUUGCAGGACAUAAUUAUUUUAUCAAUAAAAGUAUUAGAAGAAAAUAUUUCCUUGUAAUUCAGGCCCCGCUUCUAUUAAAGUUUAAUGUGGUUAGUAGCGACUAAUAAAAUCCUUCCUGCUA
Messenger RNA from Exaiptasia diaphana, 3152 nucleotides. RefSeq names its product H(+)/Cl(-) exchange transporter 3. The record is from RefSeq and is a predicted model, not a curated record. Lineage: Eukaryota; Metazoa; Cnidaria; Anthozoa; Actiniaria; Aiptasiidae. Gene Ontology annotation, cellular component: Golgi apparatus; membrane; early endosome. Gene Ontology annotation, biological process: chloride transport; transmembrane transport. The transcript has 17 exons. Gene Ontology annotation, molecular function: voltage-gated chloride channel activity. The coding region runs from base 120 to 2504 and encodes 794 amino acids.